Molecule: messenger RNA, 703 nt
Organism: Ricinus communis (castor bean)
Lineage: Eukaryota; Viridiplantae; Streptophyta; Magnoliopsida; Malpighiales; Euphorbiaceae
Product: pathogenesis-related protein PR-4
Exons: 2
Coding region: 119-547 (142 amino acids)
Biological process (GO): defense response to fungus; defense response to bacterium
Molecular function (GO): RNA nuclease activity
Source: RefSeq, a predicted model, not a curated record
AGUCGUUAGUCCCUGUUUUCAAAUCCCCAAUUUCCACAUUUUAAACUUACUUUUCAGUGAUUUUCUCCUAUAAAUUCAUGAAUUCUCUCAUGAAAGAAACCCAAUACAGACGAAUAGAAUGGGGGUAAGGGUAACUGUGUGCAUCGUGUUCUUAGCCUUUCUCAUAGCUAGAGCCACUUGCCAAAGUGGCUCUAAUGUGAGAGCUACAUAUCAUUUCUACAAUCCUGCCAAAAUUAAUUGGGACUUGAGAGCUGCCAGUGCUUACUGUGCUACCUGGGAUGCCGAUAAGCCACUCGCAUGGCGUCGAAAGUAUGGAUGGACGGCCUUCUGUCAUCCAGUGGGUCAAGGUCAAGCAGCUUGUGGCAGAUGCUUAAGGGUGACAAAUACUGGAACAAGAGCUCAAGUGACUGUCAGAAUAGUUGAUCAGUGUAGCAACGGAGGGUUGGACUUGGAUGAAGGCGUUUUCCGGCAGAUAGACACCGAUGGAAAAGGCUAUGCUCGAGGCCACCUCAUUGUUAACUAUCAAUUCGUAAAUUGUGGCGAUUAGAUGAAUUCACCCCAUACAACCUUUGUAGAAGCAUUACUUACUACCAAUUAGAAUAAGCUUCUACCAUAAAUAAAAAUUUCCUGCAUUAGAAAUCUUGCUGGUCUUAGAAUAAUGACAAAGAUUAAUACAAACAAGGGUUAUUCCCAAUUGCCUUCA